ACCAGGUGCUCAUGGAUCUUGCAGACAUGAAUCUCUCUGUUUUGAAUGGCAAAGAUCCUUCUCGUUUUGAUCAAUCCAUCAGAACUAUUCUGAAAGACCUCAGUGGAGGCAAGCAUCAGCUGAUUUUUCCUACAGAAAAACUGAACCUCGCUGAUAAACCAGCUGCAAAACUGUAUAUGAAGCGGUACACUGAAGAUGUGUGUAAUAAUUUGAGACUUUGGUUCAGUUUCUGGCCUUUUGAUUGUUGGAUGAGCAUUUGUAAAUGCAUGGUUCAGUGGCUCUGGGGAAGGAAUUAUAACUUUCUCUACAACGUGCAAAAUGAAGUGGUGUCAGAUGCUCUUCGGGAAAGUAAGAUGAGAGACUAUGAAGAUGCAGGACUGUUGCUGAACUCACCCUACUUCUCAGUGCUGAGAAAAGAACGAAACAGUAACCUCAUCAUUUCCCUGGAUUUCAGUGAUGGCGAUCCUUUCAUGACGGUGAGAGAAACUGCUAAGAUGUGCAAGAAACUAAACAUCUCUUUCCCUGAAGUCAACAUUCCCCGUGAAGAUGUGGAGAAACCAAAGGACUUCUAUGUGUUCAAAGGCAAAAACGCUCCAACCGUAAUUCACAUUCCUCUGUUUAAUGUGGUCAACUGUGGAGAUAAACUUGAGACCUGGAGGAAGAAUUAUCGCACCUUUCAAGGUGCUUACAGCGCUGAGAUGAUCACUGAUCUUAUGGAGGUUGCUGGGAAAAACAUCUCAAACAACACAGAGAAACUGAAGAAACAGAUUCAGGCAGUUGUUGGGUAAAAAUGGCACAACUGAUGACAGUCUGAAUGCAAAGGUACAAAACUUGGUGACUUUUGCAGCAAAUGUGAAAACACACUUACACACAAAAAAAUUGAAAAAGCUAUAUGGUUAUUUAAAAAAAUAUGUUGCACUUGUUUUGUUCGCAUUUAAAAAUGACCCCCAUAGGAAUUGAAAUGGAAAUAUGAAAAUGCAGAGCAAUUUUCGGUGUGUUCGAUCUAUACCGAUCAGCCAUGAUGCUCAAUUAAUAAAUAAAUACAUUUAUAAACAGGAAACACUAAAACAUCAAGAGUGUGAAACAGACACACAAUAGUGAGUUUGAGACUGUUUAAAAAUAAGUUGAGCCAAAAGAUUAAACUAUAAGAGGUUAAAACAGACAACCAGAUGAAUUGAGUUCUAAAUCUGAUCAAGUAUUUCUGUUGAUUUUUGUUCAAUUUUGAUGUUCAAAUUAGAUUAUGUGCAUUAUUAAUCCAUUAAUUGUAUACAUUAUUAUGUAGAUAAUGUACAAUAAUAGUACAUUAAUUUCAAAAUGUUAUUAUUAUACAGUUAUGGUCUCUCGUCUGUUUUGAUCUCGAACAACACAAGUGUGACUCUUAAAUGUACAAUACCAGAGAGUUAAUGAUGACACUUUUCAGGUUAAAUAAAUGAACGUUGCUUGCACUAUCAAGGAAGCAACAGUGACAACAACUAUGUAACUAAUGUUCUGUUGAUUAAAAUAAAGUAUCUCUCAUCAAGUGUUUCUUAUCAAUGUUUAUACCAAAAUAAUUUCAAGAUUUAAUUACUAACAAAAAUGUUAUAUUCCAUGCAUGUUGUAUUUACCAAGCCGAUUUCAAGUCUGAUUGUGAUGCGACAUAAGGCAGCGGGUCUAUUUAACUUUUAACGCAUUGCAGGAACAGCGUAAUUGGCCAGUUAUAGCACAAUGGAGGCACUGCCUCCUCUCAUGUGACUUCAUGUUUAACAUGUUAAAUGUGUUUCUGAAGGUUCCAGUCUGCUCCUUUAUGCUUGAUUAUGAAUAAAUAAUCAUUGAGAAUCAAAUCGACCAUAACUCAGAUGCGAUUAUAGCUACUGAUUAAAAUAUUUUAUCACUCUGCUUCUG
Labeo rohita (rohu) is the source of this 1881-nucleotide messenger RNA. RefSeq names its product cytosolic phospholipase A2 gamma-like. Lineage: Eukaryota; Metazoa; Chordata; Actinopteri; Cypriniformes; Cyprinidae. Bases 12 to 788 code for a protein of 258 amino acids. Gene Ontology annotation, biological process: glycerophospholipid catabolic process. Gene Ontology annotation, molecular function: calcium ion binding; calcium-dependent phospholipid binding. The transcript is spliced from 6 exons. The record is from RefSeq and is a predicted model, not a curated record. Gene Ontology annotation, cellular component: cytosol; nuclear envelope; nucleoplasm.